CCCAUUCUCUCCCACAUCCUAUCCUUAUUUCACCCUAUUGUUUUAUGGACUGUCUCUGAAAUGUUCACUGGUAAUGGAAUAAAAAUCUUCUCCGGCACCAGCCACCCCGAGCUUGCAGAGAUCAUUGCUCGAAGGCUUGGUGUCCCACUCGGCCGCGCCGAAGUGACGAAAAGUGGGAUUGGCGAGAGCCAUGUACGCAUCAUAGAGUCAGUGCGCGAAGAUGACGUCUACAUCAUCAACACGGGCUGCGGGCAGGUCAAUACCUCGCUCAUAGAGCUCUGCAUAAUGAUUCACGCCUGCAAGAUCGCUAGUGCAAAGAGAAUCACGGCCGUAGUCCCCCUUUUCCCGUAUGCGCGGCAGGAUAAGAAAGACAAGAGCCGGGCUCCCAUCACUGCUAAGCUUGUGGCCAACAUGCUGCAGAAGUCGGGCUGUGACCAUGUCAUCACAAUGGACUUACAUGCGUCGCAAAUACAGGGCUUCUUUGAUGUUCCAGUGGACAAGCUGUACGCGGAGCCGUCAGCCAUCCAAUAUAUCCGCAACAACUUUGAUCUGCAAAACGUUGUCAUAGUGUCACCCGAUGCUGGAGGUGCGAAGCGAGCAACAUCGAUUGCAGAUCGUCUAGGAGUCGACUUCGCCCUCUUCCACAAAGAGCGCAAGAAGGCCAAUGAGGUUUCGCGGAUGAUUCUCGUUGGACACGUGAAGGACAAGGUCGCUAUCCUCGUAGACGACAUGGCCGACACCUGUGGAACUCUCUGUCUUGCUGCCUCCCAUCUUUCCGAGGCAGGCGCUGCAAGGGUAAUUGGCCUGGUUACUCAUGGCAUCCUUAGCGGCAACGCAUUGAAAACCGUCUCCGAGAGCACCCUAGAGAAAUUGGUGGUGACGAACACACUACCUCAAGAGGAAAAUGCUGCAAGAUGCCCCAAGAUCGAGGUCGUCGACAUUGGCAACGUCCUCGCAGAAGUUAUUAGACGGAGCCACAAUGGGGAAAGUGUCUCAAAGCUGUUCAACGAGGUGCCGUAUUGAGAAAAGGUGGGCGAGAAGGCGUGUAACGUGAGGUUCAUCAAUGUACAACGUAUAUUUCCAAUCAUAGACAUCUCGUCUGU
Messenger RNA from Phanerochaete carnosa HHB-10118-sp, 1103 nucleotides. RefSeq lists its product as uncharacterized. Lineage: Eukaryota; Fungi; Basidiomycota; Agaricomycetes; Polyporales; Phanerochaetaceae. Gene Ontology annotation, cellular component: cytoplasm; ribose phosphate diphosphokinase complex. The record is from RefSeq and is a predicted model, not a curated record. Gene Ontology annotation, molecular function: magnesium ion binding; ribose phosphate diphosphokinase activity. The transcript has 6 exons. Gene Ontology annotation, biological process: ribonucleoside monophosphate biosynthetic process; purine nucleotide biosynthetic process; 5-phosphoribose 1-diphosphate biosynthetic process. Bases 61 to 1023 code for a protein of 320 amino acids.